Molecule: messenger RNA, 285 nt
Organism: Fusarium pseudograminearum CS3096
Lineage: Eukaryota; Fungi; Ascomycota; Sordariomycetes; Hypocreales; Nectriaceae
Exons: 2
Coding region: 1-285 (94 amino acids)
Source: RefSeq, a predicted model, not a curated record
AUGGCAAACACAGACGCCGAUUGUCUCCUCAUCACCAUCAGGCCUAUUCGCAACGGCCAGGUAACCCAUGACGCUGUCGUCAAGGCCUACUACGAGCGCCAGGGGACAAAGAUUAUUGAGCCAAGGUCAAGGAUCGGCCAGAAGAUCGCGAAGGCAAAGGACAAGGUCAUCACCGAAGAGCCAGACCGCGCAGCCGCGGAGGGAGACCAGGCAGCUACAGCAGGAGGCCGCUCCAAGGUUGACAGUUUCCAUCAUGCCCUUCAUCUUGUUCUUCUUGGCCCUUGA